AUGGAACAGAAUCAGAACAACUGGCUUCUGACUAGCUGGAUCUCCAAUGAAGGAGCCUCCCGGAUCUUCAUUGAACUCAAGUUCACUCUGAGGGACUGUAACAGUCUUCCAGGAGGACUCGGGACUUGCAAAGAGACUUUCAAUGUGUAUUACUUUGAAUCGGACGACGCAGACGGAAGGAAUGUCAAAGAAAACCAGUACAUCAAGAUCGACACCAUUGCCGCGGAUGAGAGCUUCACGGAGCUCGACCUUGGAGACCGAGUCAUGAAACUGAACACCGAGAUCAGAGAUGUUGGGCCUCUGACCAAAAAGGGAUUUUACUUGGCUUUCCAGGAUGUAGGUGCCUGCAUCGCCCUGGUGUCCGUGCGAGUGUAUUACAAAAAGUGCCCUUCCGUUAUACGUAACCUGGCCCUCUUUCCCGACACCAUCACUGGGGCAGAUUCCUCCCAGCUGCUGGAAGUGUCUGGCUCCUGUGUGAACCACUCUGUGACCGAUGAGCCUCCAAAGAUGCACUGCAGUGCAGAAGGGGAAUGGCUGGUGCCCAUUGGAAAAUGCAUGUGUAAAGCAGGGUACGAGGAGAAGAACAGCACCUGUCAAGUCUGCAGACCUGGAUUCUUCAAGGCCUCUCCCCAGAGCCCAUCCUGCAGUAAGUGCCCCCCUCACAGCUACACGCACGAGGAAGCGUCCACCUCCUGUCUGUGUGAAGAACACUAUUUCAGAAGGGAGUCGGACCCGCCUACGAUGGCCUGUACAAGACCCCCCUCAGCUCCUCGGAAUGCCAUCUCAAAUGUUAACGAGACUAGUGUCUUCCUGGAAUGGAUUCCCCCGGCUGACACCGGUGGAAGGAAAGAUGUGUCUUAUUAUAUUGCAUGCAAGAAGUGCAGCUCCCACUCGGGGCUGUGUGAGGCGUGUGGCAGUCAUGUCAGGUACCUCCCCCAGCAAAUCGGCCUGAAAAACACCUCUGUCAUGAUGGUGGACCUGCUUGCUCAUACAAACUAUACCUUUGAAAUUGAGGCAGUGAACGGAGUGUCCGACCAGAGCCCUGCAGCCCGGCAGUAUGUGUCUGUAAAUGUAACCACAAAUCAGGCAGCACCUUCUCCAAUCAGUAUUGUGAAAAAAGGAAAGAUAGCUAAAAAUAGCAUCUCCCUUUCCUGGCAGGAGCCGGAUCGACCCAACGGCAUCAUCCUGGAGUAUGAAAUCAAAUAUUUUGAAAAGGAUCAAGAGACCAGCUACACCAUCAUCAAAUCGAAAGAGACGAAGAUCACGGUGGAUGGCUUGAAACCCGCGUCGACGUAUAUCUUCCAAAUCCGAGCGCGCACGGCAGCAGGGUAUGGUGGCUUCAGUCGAAGAUUUGAGUUUGAAACCAGCCCAGUGUCAGUAGCUGCAUCCAGUGAUCAGAGCCAGAUUCCUAUAAUUGCUGUGUCAGUAACAGUGGGAGUUAUCCUGUUGGCGGUUGUUAUUGGUUUCCUUCUCAGUGGAAGUUGCUGCGAUCAUGGCUGUGGGUGGGCUUCUUCCCUGCGUGCUGUUGCGUAUCCAAGCCUAAUAUGGCGAUGUGGAUACAGCAAAGCUAAACAAGAUCCAGAAGAAGAAAAGAUGCACUUUCAUAAUGGCCACAUUAAAUUGCCCGGAGUAAGGACUUAUAUUGACCCACAUACCUAUGAAGACCCCAAUCAAGCCGUCCAUGAAUUUGCCAAGGAAAUUGAAGCUUCAUGCAUAACAAUUGAAAGAGUUAUCGGAGCCGGUGAAUUUGGGGAAGUUUGUAGUGGGCGUCUGAAACUGCCUGGAAAACGCGAGUUUCCAGUGGCCAUAAAAACCCUCAAAGUGGGCUACACUGAAAAGCAAAGACGAGAUUUCCUGGGGGAAGCAAGCAUCAUGGGACAGUUUGACCAUCCCAAUAUCAUUCACUUGGAAGGUGUUGUCACAAAAAGUAAGCCAGUAAUGAUAGUGACAGAGUACAUGGAGAACGGCUCUCUCGACACCUUUUUAAAGAAGAACGAUGGGCAGUUCACUGUCAUUCAGCUGGUUGGGAUGCUGAGAGGCAUUGCGUCAGGCAUGAAGUACCUGUCAGACAUGGGUUACGUACAUAGAGACCUUGCUGCCAGAAACAUCCUCAUCAACAGCAAUUUAGUGUGCAAAGUGUCUGACUUCGGGCUGUCCAGAGUCCUAGAAGAUGACCCUGAAGCAGCGUACACAACAAGGGGAGGGAAGAUCCCAAUCAGAUGGACAGCCCCAGAAGCCAUCGCCUUCCGCAAAUUCACCUCGGCCAGCGACGUCUGGAGCUAUGGGAUAGUGAUGUGGGAAGUAGUGUCUUAUGGAGAGAGGCCCUACUGGGAGAUGACCAAUCAAGAUGUGAUAAAAGCUGUGGAGGAGGGCUACCGUUUGCCAAGUCCCAUGGACUGCCCUGCUGCUCUUUACCAGCUAAUGCUCGACUGCUGGCAGAAAGAUCGGAACAGCAGGCCCAAGUUUGACGAAAUUGUCAGCAUGUUGGACAAGCUCAUCCGUAACCCGAGCAGCUUGAAGACACUGGUUAAUGCGUCGAGCAGAGUGUCAAAUUUAUUAGUAGAACAUAGCCCCUUGGGAAGUGGCGCCUACAGAUCCGUCGGUGAAUGGCUGGAAGCCAUCAAAAUGGGCCGGUACACAGAGAUCUUCAUGGAAAAUGGAUAUAGUUCAAUGGAUGCGGUGGCCCAGGUGACCUUGGAGGAUUUGAGGCGGCUUGGAGUGACACUUGUUGGUCACCAGAAGAAGAUAAUGAGCAGCCUUCAAGAGAUGAAGGUCCAGUUGGUGAAUGGGAUGGUGCCAUUGUAACUUGGUUUUAAAGUCACUUUCUCAAGUGAUCGACCCUGCACUUUGUAAACUAGCCCUGAGAUUUAUUAUAAGAGAAAAAAAAGGGAAAGUCGGUUAUUUCUAUAACUGAAGGACAUUGGCUGGCCUCUGCCACAUAAUUUAUAAUCAGUGUUUGACUAAAAUUUUCCUUUCCUUCCUAUUUGUGUCUUCAUAUUCCUGAAGUAAAUGUAACAUGCAUGGAAAUGGAUCUACUGUACAUGAGGUUAACCAUUUUCUUAUGCUUCAGCAACAACAAGAAAAAGCCUUCCCGCCACACUUUGUCUGUACAUGGACUAUAUAGAGAGCACCUUUAUAUACUGAAUUAUGGCAGCACAUGUUAAUACUUCCAAGGACUUACUUGAAUGGAAAAGUUUUGUAGUCAUUCAUGGGCUAACAAAAGCUGCAGUUUACUGAAGUUUACUUCAAGUCUUAAUUGUCUACAGAAGUGUAUUGAAGAGCAAUAUGAUUAGAUUAUUUCUUGAUAGAUAUUUUGUUUUGUAAAUUUAAAAGAUGCUGUUACACAGCGUUACGUUAUAGAGACUAGCGUAGAAACAUGUUGCUUGUUCAGUGGCAAAUACAAUACAGGGUGUAUAUUUUUCCCCCUCUGUGUUAUAAAGUUCCUUUUAAUUUGCUCUUCUGUGAGAUGAAUACAUGAUUAAUAUGUAUAUACUGUACAGUUUGCUACACACCCAGGUACAAGAAUUUUUGGUUAGAUUUGGUUUUGGUUGGUUUGGUUUUGGUUGUUUUGUGCUACCACUUUGCUUGUAUUUUUGCUGCUCUUUGGUUCAAACAACAUAUGAAAACAAAGCUUUCAGGAGUUUUAAUUACAUAUGUGAGGUAACAAGCGUGCAUUUCAAUAAAAGUCAUUUCUCCCUCUAUUUCUACAUGAGCUCUGGCUAUUAAGAGGCAGAUUUCAAAAGCAUAAAUGGGAGUUAGCCAUCCAACUCACACUGGCUUUCAAUGGCAGUUGGGUACCUAAUUUCUUCUGUACCUUUGAAAGCCUCCCCCUAAAAUAUCCAGCAUGCCUCAGCACCCCUGUGUACUGUAACCAAUCUGGUGCAAACGGACUUAAUCUCAGGGACCCAUGUGCUUCCAAGCCAACUGGGUCUGGGUAGAGACUAGUCACUGUUUUUAGCUCUGGAUCUAUAGGGCACACUCCCAGGCUCAGAUCUCUUGUCUUGAGCCCUUCCUUGGCUUGUCAGUCCACCACCUUAGUCAAUAAAACCAGUGCCUCUGACCUCCUGAGCCACUCAGUUGCUUACACACACUCGUCCAGAGCUUCACUGAGGCUGUGGGCUCUCUGGGGUACGAGGUUAACUCCUUGAAGGACAACAUGGCAGGGAAGCAGGGAGCACAGGCUUAGGCAAGGAAUUUCUUCCCCACAGACACUUUACUCUUCAAAACAUUGCAGUUACAAAGCAUCAAAAAAUAGCGGAAGUCCUGAGUGCUCCAUUAGUCUGAUCUCACUGCUCUUGUGAGCCUGUGGUCUGGACAAAGUCCCUCCUGCCCUCUUGUUCCACCAAGCCUUCAGUUCUGUGGUGAUGAUCAGCCCCCCAACUCAGAGCAGCACCCCUUCUUAAGUGCAGUCUCUGUCUCCUUCGCCCAGGUGCUCCUCUGGAAGGCUUAUCCCUCUCCCCCUUCAGGCCCCAGUGUAGAAAAACCAUCGUUCCAUUGAGUCAGCAGUUGGGAGACAAUCAAAGUGGAUGGCCCUAGACUGUCAUAUCAAUUUCUCCUGAUGUCCCUUCAGUGAGAUGUCAAGCAGCUUUCCUGGGUAGGGUGUCUAUCUGCAAAACAAUUCAAUAACCUUCCCUUGAUUAAGGUUAGGCUUGUGUUCGGCACAUCACACAAAAUGGAGUUCCUAACACAAGAUGGAGGUUACAAUUUGAUUCUUUGCAGUGUGGUAGCCAUGUUGAUCACAGGAUAUGAGAGCGCCAAGGGGGGUGAGGUAAUCUUUUAAUGGACCAACUUCAGUUUGUGGAAGAGACCAGCUUUCGGGCUACAUAAAGCCAGACCCGAAGAAGAGAUCUGUGUAGUUCAAUAGCGCAGUUCUCUCACCAACAGAAGUUGGUCCAUUAAAAGAUAUUACCUCACCCACCUUGUUACACUUUGAUACAGACAUGUCCCACUCUGCCACAAAGCACACAGGAGCAGAAGGAGAAAUGUGCUCAAUUUGAUAAAUGGAAUGGAAUCCUAUAAUAAUGGAGUCAUUUGUUUGAACAACAACAUUGCUCUAGCCAGAACUUGACCAGUUUCAGUUUGCACAUUGUAAAGCCCGGGUGCUGGGAUUUUCAAAGGAACCUAUGGGAAUUAGGCACCCGGCUCCCAUUGAAUCCCAUCUUGAAACAAUGAGGGACUUUGAUUGUAUUUCUGUGUAGAUGGAAUUCUCCAAUUGUCCAUAGUAGGCCCCAUAGUUCAUUUUAAGAAAAAAGGCUCUGAUAAAGAUAGGGAUUGAAAGACUUGCUCAAAUGAUGGCAAAUAUUUUUCAUUAUUCUAGGGAAUAUUCGUUGUUUAUAUGGGUUGGAUAGCAUCUUGCAGCAUUCUUUCUUGAAGAUGGUAUCAACAUAUUCUGUUUUCCUUUCUCUUCUUCACCUCUGGAAAAAAAGAGCACCUAAUCUGUUGCUUGACUUACUCAUUCCUCUCACUCAGAUGCACGUUUCUGAAUACCACUUUAGUUGUUCUUAAACAUUUCUUCUUUUUAUAGUUCCUCAAACCCCAGAUACAAAUAGCAGCUUCUAAUAAAACAAAAUCUCUCACAAAGAAAGAUUUUCUAUGGGGCGUGUGCUCCUAAAUCCCUUUGGUGCAUCUGCAAGUUUCCUGCAAACUUGUUUAGUAAAAGCAUACACCUAAACACCCAUCUUCCUUCUAGAACUGUUAGCUACUUCUCAGUGAGAUAUGGUACCUUUCCAAUUGGUGACAGGUCCAGGGGUGAACAGAUGUAGGAAGAAGUCAGAUAUCUCUGGAAAGGGAGUAAAGAAAUGUCUUCUUGCUACAUCUGUUCACCCCUGGACCUGUCACCAAUUGGAAAGGUACCAAAUUAAUCUGCAAAUGUGAGAAAUGGAAAAAAGAGACAACUGAUACAGGGAGCUUUCAUGAGAUGCAGCGAGGCAGCAAACCAGAAGGGGAGGUUUGACAAAUCUUGAUUGUGUGAUUUCUUGUCCCAUUGUUUUAUUUUUGUCAGCCACUGGGCCACAAAGAAAAACAAAAACAAAUCAAGACAUAACAAUUGCCGCACAUAAAGGAGAUUUGUCAAAUAAUAAAUAACAUUAUUAGAGCUGUCAGGGGAACCGUUGUGGGAUUCUCUGCGUCUUCCUGUCUGCAGUGCUUUGUAAAAUAAUCCGUAGGAAGACAGACAUAACAACUUAUUUCUUCUGGAGGAAUUCUUCAAUUGCCACUUGCAUCAAUCAGCUGUACUUGGAGAGAUUUUUAUUAGCAACUUCCAGCUCUUAUCCUCUCCCUUUUCUACCUGUUCUCUUCAGUCACUUGUUAACUGAUGGAGUGAAUUAGUGCUCUGUGAAAAAUGCAAGGGGGAAUUUGGUUUUGUUCUUUUUUGUGGGCUUUUAAAACAAAAUUCCCUUGGCCAUUUGUGUUUUUCAAUCUCAUAUACAGUGUUUGGGGGAUUUACUACAGGAAGGUGAGAAUUACCUUCCAAGAACAGUGUAAUCAAUUGCCAUUUGCUGGACCAUCCUUCAGAAUAUCUUUAUGGUUAACUAGUAGAAAAAGGAAUGCCCAUAACCAGAUUCCAUUUGUAAAUAAACUGGGCACUUUUUCUUAAUUAUUUAAAUACAUAUACAAACCUUCUUAUAUUUAAUGCAAGCACUUACGAUGCUACAAAUCUGUUUAUAAUAGACUCUGUAUAUGAGUGAAAAAAACCCAUGACCAAGAUGUUCGAAAACAGGGGCCUAAAUAAGUGCCCUGAUGUUCCAAAGUGCAGCCAAGAUUCCUGUUGUAGCCAGAGAGGGCGCUGCUGGGUGCUCAGCAUAUUGGAAAAUCAAUCCAUUCAUUUAGUUACCUAAAUAUGGAUUUGGGGUCCAAUCCUUAGGCACCCUUUUUUUAAGCUGGAAUUUUCAAAAGAGGCCAUGGGACUUGGGUCCAGAUCCCCAAUGCAAUUUAGGCUCCUAACUCCCAUUUGAUUUCAGUGGGAGUAGGCAUCUAAAUAUCUUUGAAGCUCUGGCCCUAGGCACCUAGCUCCCUUAGGUCCCUCUGAAAAUUGCAGCCUAAAAUAUUAGUCAAUGAAUCUUUAUUUUUACCUUAGCAGAGUUGGGAUAUCAUACAAAGCACAAGCAGAGAAAUUUUCUUUUGGAAGGUAUUUUUUGUUAUUAUACAAGAAAGGGUAGCAAGUAAAAAUAUAUACUGUAGGUUAAAAUCAGGUAUUAGAAAUGGAAUAUUGUAUAUAUUGUCAUGCAGUAGAAUCAGGUCACAAUAUUUUUCUGGUUUUGCUCUGUCUAAGCAUAGAGGGGGAAAAAGCUAAGUACUAUAGUUAGCUAUCCUUACUAGUGGUGUACCGGAAAUUAAAACCUGAAAGAAAAAUGCAAAUGUUACCUACAUUAAGAUGGUGAAGUUUGAUAAUCGGAAUUAAAUUGUUAGCUGUACUUAGAGUAUAUACCUAGGGUAAGUCACAGUGGUUUGCUUUUCCAACUCAGUAGCCCAGAUGGUUACAUAGAUUACUUUUUUCAGUCCAUUUUGCUGCUAAUUGUAAGGGAAUAUUUCAAAGGGAAUGGUAGAUAGGAACAUUCUUUUCAUAACGUUCUUUUUCAUCUCUGAAGGAGGACGUCUUUCUAGGCGCAGUUCUUGUUUAGAAUGACCUCCAUUUAUUCUUUGGAGAAGUUAUCUAAUCUCAAAA
Molecule: messenger RNA, 7663 nt
Organism: Trachemys scripta elegans
Lineage: Eukaryota; Metazoa; Chordata; Testudines; Emydidae
Gene: EPHA5
Product: EPH receptor A5
Exons: 16
Coding region: 1-2805 (934 amino acids)
Biological process (GO): cell surface receptor protein tyrosine kinase signaling pathway; axon guidance; protein phosphorylation
Cellular component (GO): plasma membrane; neuron projection
Molecular function (GO): protein binding; transmembrane-ephrin receptor activity; ATP binding
Source: RefSeq, a predicted model, not a curated record